Messenger RNA from Mangifera indica (mango), 725 nucleotides. RefSeq names its product protein CASPARIAN STRIP INTEGRITY FACTOR 1-like. NCBI's taxonomy places the organism in Eukaryota, Viridiplantae, Streptophyta, Magnoliopsida, Sapindales, Anacardiaceae. The coding region runs from base 180 to 449 and encodes 89 amino acids. The transcript has 3 exons. The record is from RefSeq and is a predicted model, not a curated record.
CAAUUUCUGUUUAUCACUAAGAUUAUGAAUCAGAGUGUAUCUUAUUUUAAACCCUGAUAAUGCUGUUUGCAAUAUAGAUGAGAACCAUAUGUAUCAUUUUUUGCAUAUUUUGAUCUCUCUUGAAUCUGAAAAAUAUUAGCUGCUAGAAAGAAGAAAAGUAGAAGUUUGCUUAACACAAAAUGGGUCUCAUGCUUCUGAGGAAGAUCUGUCUCCUCUUUCUUCUCGUUUCAUCUUCACUUUUAUCAACUUGUCUGGCAGGCCGACGAAUAUCAAUGUCUGUGAAUAAGUUGGGCGUGGAAGUGGAGGCAACUCAUCAGGAUAAGGUGUCACAGCGUGAGGAGAUGAGUGUAAUACAUGAAAGGCUUCUGAAGGUAAACACAAAAGACUAUGGGAGAUACGAUCCAUCACCAACUUUUGUGAAGCCUCCUUUCAAGCUCAUCCCAAACUGAUCAAAUCCAUCAUCAAGCUUGGUCCAUUACUUGGCAUGCUACACCCUGAUUGAUCGAGCUAUUAAUAAUUAAUUAAAUAAAUGAAGCUGCAUGUAGAUGCAGCAGUCACUACUAUUAGCUAAUAUAUAUAUAUAUAUAUAUAUAUAUAUAUAUAGAACAUAUAUAAAUAUUAUGUAAUAUCUGUGAUCUGAUCGUUUGUAUAUUAAGAUGAAAAUACUAAGUUUUGAAUGCUUAUAAUCGAUGUUUUAUAUAUAAAUAAUUAAUUUUUGUUUUGUA